AUGGCUCGCGGCAGAGGCCGCUCUGGAAAAGGAUCCACGGCCAGGGAGCCGCCGGAGGAUGCCGCGCCGUCAGCUGGGCGCGGCAUCCGACGAGACCGUCCGCCGCCGCGGGAGGAGCUCGCGGUCCGGGCCGGCGGGGAGGCGCCGCCCGGGCCCGGCGGGCCCCGCCGAGAUGAGCCACGUCCGGUAGCGCAGAGGCGUGGGGUGGACCGAGAGAUCUACCGGCUUCAGCAGUCGCACAACUAUCUCUCGAUCCCCAAAGCAGCCUUUGCUCGGGUCGUCAAAGACAUCCAGCACGUACCCCAGAGAGAGCCCUUGCGCUUCAGCACGGAAGCUCUGGAACUCCUGCAAGCGGCCACCGAGGAGAUCGCGGAGUACUUAAUGUACCUCUUUGCCGAUGGGUAUCUGGCAACGGCCCACCGGCGGCGCGUGACCCUGAGCUCCGAGGAUGUGCGCCUGGUCCGGCGCUUGCGACAGCCCCACUGCUGGGGAGAGACGCGAUAA
This is a messenger RNA of Symbiodinium sp. CCMP2592, 504 nucleotides long. The record is from the annotation of a GenBank genome assembly. Lineage: Eukaryota; Dinophyceae; Suessiales; Symbiodiniaceae.